UAUUGGAAGUUAAUCUGACAGCCAUUGGAGGUCUUUGCAAAUUUUGUUGAAAAAUACAGUAAAUACGCAUUAUUGCUAUUUUCUGCAGCCUGAGAAGAUAGGGUGAAAUUCGCUUAAGGAUGGAGAGCGAAGGUGAUAAGGAGAGUGUUGGAAGUAAAAGUCAAGCGGCUGCACCGCCGAUAAAGACGAUAUGUGUGAUGAAGAUGCCAAGUUUGGGAAAUAACCCCAUUUCUUGUGUCGCCUCAAAUGCAUCCACAUCCAAGGCUGGCGAGGGCGGUCCGCUGCCCAUAAUUGUGCCCAAGAAAGUCAUCCCCUCCCAUGUCCUUACGGCCAAAUCCAGAGAAACACUGAACAGAAACAACAUAUUUAUGAAGAAUGGGAAUUUCUACAUGCAAUGCAGCAACACGAAUAAGAUCAUAAAGCUUCAGGUGGCCAAAACCGCUCCUGCAAGUACGGCGAAGGCGUCGGAAUUGAAGCUCACGUCCUUGAAUGUCAAGGGUAUGCCUGGUCUGCCCACAGAUCCCAUGAUCUCGAAGAAGCAACAGACAACUGAGCCGAAGGUGGCUGCUUCUUCACUUUCGCUGCAAAGCUUCAAGCCCAUUGCAAAGGCGCCACUCACGAACGCCCCCACAAAGCCCACGAAGCCCCAGCCCGAGAUCAUCCAAGCCAAGAGUGACAAAGUGGAAAUGCGAUCAAUUCAGAUAACAAACUUGCCCACAGGAUCAGUUCUGGACUUCAAAGGGCCGACAUAUGAUCUCAAUAAUCGGUUCCCUACGCCAGAAGGAGGUGCAGAUCAGCAGAAGAAUCGUGUCUUCAAUGUUCACAUAUCCAAUGGGCGCAUCUCCGAUCCCAAUGGACCCAUUAAAAUGCUGGGAUUGGCAGGGAAAUCCUUCACGGUGACACGCGAUAGCAUCACAAUUUCAACCGGCAACACACUAACUAACGCAGACAAAUGGCUCGAGGUGAAGAAGGAUCUUCCCGCCACACCCAAGAAACUGACUCGUUCCUCGUCAGCCGACGAGACGCCACCCAAGAAGUCUCCAGCGACACGACGUGCUUCAGAGCCAGCCAAGGAGUCUCUGCCCAUCGAGGAGCCGCCAAAGACUGCAGAGAAGCUCACCGUUGAUUCCCUUCUCUGUGACGAAAUCCUGGAAAUCACGUCCGAAGAAGAAGGAAAGAGUCAGAAAUCCCCGGAGCAGGAUAUUCACAAUGACCAAUUCGGGCCCCUGGAAAUGUCCGAUAUUGAUCUGGCGGAUGAGAAACGCGAUUUCAGUGCGAAGGCUGUUCCACAUCUGAAUGCCAACUGCCAUCUGAUGAAGUUGAGUUCGAGGCGCGAAGGUGAAGAUGAGGAUCCAAUUAAUUUGAUCCGCUGGGAGGAUGGCGUGGGCUACUUGUGUGGCGGCAACUUACACUUCCAAUUCAAUGAGCUUGGCUUGUUGGAUAUCAUGGAGGACGAUGAAUUCACGCGACAUCAGCAGGCGGAUACGCGCUAUGAUCGUCCCAUUGGGGAGCGUGAGAUGAGUCUUAUGCCACAACUGGAAUCGUCUAAAGAGCCUGUGUACAUGUGCCUGGGCUGUUCGUACAGUGGCCACGCGGCGGACUUCCUCACGCCGGACUUUUGCAGCAAAACGUGCCUGGUGCGCCGGCAGACACGUGUUGAUAGCGUGCGCAAGCGUGCCUUUCCGUGGCGGGAUUACUUGAAGUUCACCGGCAGCCAGCGAGCACCUGAUGAGCUCUUCCCGCACUGUCGCAGCGAAGUGCUAGAGUAUUGCAAGAAACACUCGUUUGUGGCGAAGACAAAAUUGGAGGCUGUGGAUCCAGACAACUGCUCAAGUGUGGGUGUUGUGACGAUACUGGCGGUGCAGGGUCAGCGGAUGCUUUUGCACUUUGAUAUGUGUCCGGUGAGGUAUGACUUCUGGGUAAAUUUCAGCUGUGCCGACAUAUAUCCACCGCAAUGGAGCGAGCGGGAGGGCAAAGACUUGAUUGUUCCCGGUGUGAAGACAAAGAAAUUCUCCUGGAAGAAGUAUUUGGAUGAGAUGCAGAGUAAUGGGGCGAGAGUGAAGAGUUUCCGUCAUCUGGCGUUGAGGAUGCAGCAGAAGCCACUGGAGUUCAAGGUGGGGAUGAAGCUGGAGGCGGAGAAUGUGAAGGGAACGGGAAAAUUGACUGUCGCGACAGUGGCGGAUGUGAUCGGGAGCAGGGUGAGGAUUCACUUUGAUGGGAACAAAGACUCGUACGACUAUUGGUGUGAAUAUGAUUCACCAAGGCUGCAUCCAAUUGGCUAUCACAAGAUGAUCAACGAUCUUCUCAUUACGCCACCAAAACGUCCCGCAGGCUUCACAUGGGCGAAGUAUUUGACUCAAACGAAGUCCCGAGCAGUCCCUAACAGUGCCUUCGUGAAUCGUCCGGUGCGCGCUUUUCGGAAGGGCAUGAAACUGGAGGCGGUGGAUCGCGUGUGUCCGGAGUUCAUUAGACCAGCCACAGUGUUGGACGUGGUUGGCUAUGAACUGCGCAUUCUGUAUGAUGGCUUUGAGGCGCAAUACGCGUAUUGGGUGGAUGAUGAUAGCACUGACAUCUUCCCGACUGGAUAUUGUGAGAUCACUGGUCAUCCGCUAGAGCCCGUGCCCAGCGCUCGAUGGCCUAAGCAGUUGUGCGGACUGACAGUGUGCGCCGGUCGUGGAAGUAUCCAUAAUCAAUUGGGGGCGACUCACGAAACAGCGGCUGAGUGUCCGUAUAACAUAAGGAAUUAUAAUCACCACACAGUGAAGCCGAAUCGGCUGAAUGUCACCAAGCACAUGGUGACUGACUAUGCGGUGCGUUUUAGUUUGACCAGGAAGUGCAAAGUGAUUGCGGCGCCGAAGGAGCAAAAGCCAUCAACAUCGAAGGUAUCGGUGCCAAAGAAGAGACCAAGAAAGACAGCACACAUGAGCGGCAGCGUCCGAAAAAUGGCAAAGAUCUCCCCAGAAGUUCCUUUGCCGUCCACUUCGCGAGCCGCAACGACACCUGUUAGUCCUGCCAAGGAUGCAACGACGUGGACGGCCACUUCCACAAUUAAGAAGUAUGUGGAUAUCGACAGUCGCAGGCAAGUGAAUCCGUUGUACUGGACAACCAAUGAGGUGAGCAAUUUCUUGGCAAAUCUGCCCAAUUGCACUCAGAUUGCGGAGAAAUUCCGCAACGAGGAUAUCGAUGGCCUGGCCUUUCUCUCACUCUCAAAGGAAGAUCUCAAGAACUAUCUGGGCCUCAAACUCGGGCCCGCAAUCAAGCUGUACAAUUUGAUAGUGAAGCUCCGAUCUGACAUCAAUGAUCAGUUUUUGCAAUUUUAGAUAUGGAAAUUUAUUCCCGAUAAUUUACAUGUUUUCGUUCAACUGUAAUGAAUUCCUCAAUACGCUACUACUUCAAUAAAAGA
Phlebotomus argentipes is the source of this 3403-nucleotide messenger RNA. RefSeq lists its product as uncharacterized. The coding region runs from base 120 to 3320 and encodes 1066 amino acids. Lineage: Eukaryota; Metazoa; Arthropoda; Insecta; Diptera; Psychodidae. Gene Ontology annotation, biological process: regulation of DNA-templated transcription. The transcript has 5 exons. Gene Ontology annotation, cellular component: nucleus. The record is from RefSeq and is a predicted model, not a curated record. Gene Ontology annotation, molecular function: protein binding.